Enterobius vermicularis (human pinworm) is the source of this 2406-nucleotide messenger RNA. The record is from the annotation of a GenBank genome assembly. NCBI's taxonomy places the organism in Eukaryota, Metazoa, Nematoda, Chromadorea, Rhabditida, Oxyuridae.
AUGAAUAUUAAUAUUGUGGAUUAUCUAAGUCAAUUUGUGGUUCAAGUAGACACCUAUGAAGAGGCAUUUCGAUAUCCAGUACUCAAAAGCCUUUGCGAUCUUCAUACAGUACUUCAGAAUGAUUUACAAACAUUCGAUUACUUGACGCCAUAUAGAAAUAUAUGGAGUCUUCCAAAUUAUAUGUCAUGUUUGUCAACAGUUUUUGUGGCCAACUGUACCUUCUUAACCGAAAAGGAAGCUAUUGAAGUGAAAAAAAUGAUAGAUCACUGUCGGUCAUAUCGAACGGAAAUAAUUAACUGUAUGAAGGAUUGCUAUGAAUGUCAACCGUGUGUCAACGUACCGGAAAAUUGUUCAUCGCGAAUGAUGUUUGAUCUAUUCUAUAGGAUUUUACCAAAAGAUCUGAAUAGCAAACCAUUUUAUAUUAACUCGUUUUUACCCAUAUUUACACUGAUGGGAUAUCGAUCUCGUGGAGUUAACAAUGCUACUGCACAACACUUUUUGAACAUUCAAAGUACUUUAGAAAAUUAUUCCAAGCGUAAUCCAUAUUUAAAAAUAAAAGGGAUUUCAAUGGACAUCAAAAGGGAUAUUUUAUUUGAGGGAGCGAAACGUGACUCUUUGUUGGCCGGUUUUGCUGCCGUUUGUGUGAUAUUCGUUGUUUUCGCAUAUUCCAUGAGUUUCCUGUACUGUCUUGCAGUAGGAUUCAUGUUGGGGGCGUCGGUGCUUUGUGCAUUGGCGGUAUAUUCAUUUUUUACAUCUGAUUUUCCACUGCUAAAUCUUGUCGUUUUUGUUCUGCUUAUCGCUAUCGGUUCUGACGAUGCUUUUCUGCUUUUGAACUCAUUUCCCGUCAAAGUGGUGAACGCUGAAACUGUUUAUGAGUGCUUAUCACAUACUGCAACAGCUAUGCUUCUGACGUCUAGUUCGACGGCAGUUCCAUUUUUUAUUAAUAUACUCAGCGGUGUCAUCGUUUUUAGAUGUUUUGGUCUAUUUGCUGGAUUAACUUUAUUCUUCAACUACAUUCUGGAAGUUUCAUUUCUUCCAGUCUUUUUGAUACUCCAGAAACGUUACUUGUCAUGUAUGGACUGUAUCAGGAAAUAUCCACUCUCAGCAGUUGGCUACCUUAUGCGCCAAAUUUUGCCAUCUGUAAUUGUCAAAGGUCGAUACGUCUGGAUUGCUUCCUUAUCAAUAUUUUUUAUUGCGGCCGCUUAUGUAUCCUAUUCUGGUCUUCGUUUUCCGGAGUAUAAUCCAUUACAAUUGUUUAUAAACUCAAACUCACACGAGUGGUAUGACAACAAUGCUGAAAAAAAUUUUGAAUUCGUCGAAAACAAAAUUGGAAUUAUAAUUGUCGUAAGGUUAAUAUGGGGUCUUUCAAAGGUAGAUUCGCUAAGUACAUUUCGCUCAGAAAUGUUAUCGCUCGUCAAUCAUGAUUCAAGAUUUUCUCUGCAAAAAACAGCUGAUGUAGCAAAUUUGGCUGAUCAAAUGAAGAAGUUUCGUGAAUUGAAAUUUAUAAAACAUGAAAGCCAGUUUUGGCCUGAACGCUAUAUAGCUUGGUCGGAAGGCUAUAACUGUGUUUCUGGAAUGGUGUGCUGCAACAAAAAUCAUGAAACUUUUAAUGAUUCAAAUACCGAUUAUUGUAUUCGUUUAUCUACCUCACAACUAUACACACAGUAUAAUGAUACCCCAAUUUAUGAUAACACCACAUUUGAACUUGUCGGUUACACAGCAUCUCUACCGACAAAACUUACUUAUUCACAUCGUUAUGCCAACCUAACGCACUCGUUCGACCUACUGAGAGAAUCAUUUGGAAAUUUAAAUGGUGGCUUCUAUACGUUGGAAUGGCCAUUAAUGUGUAUUUGGUACGAUUUGUUAACUUCAAUACUUUCUGACUGUCGACAAUCAGUGAUCCUUUCGUUUGCUGUUGUUGCAGUAAUGGCGUUAAUGCACCUGCAUAUGAUCGCUUUUGCUGCACUGAUCACAAUAUUUUGUAUUGUGGUUGUCAGUGUUGGUUGUGUUGUCGCAGUUGGAUGGGUAAUUGGAGUUCUAGAAGCAGUUAUAUUGGUACUGGUUGUAGGACUUUCUUUUGACUUUACACUUCAUUAUGGUGCAUCUGUUCCACCGAACGGAUGUGCCAUUCAUCGGGUACAAGAAGCUGCUCAAAAAUCUGGCGUACCUAUUGGAUUAGCAGCAUUUUCAUCAGUUGUCGCUGGUGGUGCAAUGUUAUUUGCUGAAACGCAUGCAUUUUUCCAGGUUGGAGUAUUUUUGGUGACUUCAACAAGUGUCAGUUGGCUUUUUGCUAGUUUCUUCUUUCUUCCAUUACUUUGUUGGCUGUUACCAUCGUCAGAUGACUGUAAAUUGUGUGCCGAAGAAGCAUUAGAAGACGAUUAUACAGAUAAAUGUACAUCAUUGUAA